This is a messenger RNA of Galleria mellonella (greater wax moth), 809 nucleotides long. RefSeq lists its product as uncharacterized. Lineage: Eukaryota; Metazoa; Arthropoda; Insecta; Lepidoptera; Pyralidae. The transcript has 3 exons. Gene Ontology annotation, biological process: negative regulation of smoothened signaling pathway. Gene Ontology annotation, cellular component: Golgi apparatus; ciliary membrane. The record is from RefSeq and is a predicted model, not a curated record. The coding region runs from base 239 to 742 and encodes 167 amino acids.
UAGUCUUCAAUUCUCAUUGUAAUCUUUUUAUUAUUUAUAAACUGUUUUUAUAUUACAUUGUUAUACAAUAAUUUAUUUACUCAAUGUUUGUUUUAAAUUAAGACUAUCAAUUAACAAUAUUUUUUUUAUAAACUAGUAUUCAAAUAGACAUUCGUAAAGAAUGAUGGCAUCUAAAAAUGUUUAUGUGGAGGAAAUAAUAUAAUUUAUUUACUUGUACAGUCAAUAUAUUUAAUUAAACAUGGAUAAACUUACUGUAAUAUCCGGAACACUUUUCAUGGCAGCUGAUGUCUUUGCUAUAGUUAGCCUUGCUAUGCCUGAUUGGAUUAUUACGGAUGUAGGAGGAGAUACACGCCUCGGAUUGAUGUGGUCAUGUAUAACAUUGUACAAUAGACCUCAAGUUUGUUUCACACCAGAUCUACAGCCUGAGUGGCUACUAGCACUAAUCUGUAUCUUCAUUGGAUGUAUAUGUAUUACUACAACUGUGAUACUCUUAGCAUCCAGUCACUUUGAUAGAAAUGUGAUCCCAUAUGCUCGUUGGGUUGGAUUUGCAGCAAUGGUGGUUUUUUGUUUGGCUGCUGUAAUAUUUCCAAUGGGCUUCCAUGUAGAUGAAAUCGGAGGUCAACCAUACCAACUCCCAAACAGCCAUCAAGUUGGAAUCUCGUAUAUAUUAUUUGUGCUCUCAUUAUGGAUUACAGUUAUUUCUGAAUUAUUUGCUGGAAAAGUUUGUCUGCCUCAUUUCUAGUAUUUAAUUUAGUGGUAAGAGUAAUAUAAACUGAUAUUUUGUCAUCGAUUAAAAGAAUUAUUCCCUA